AUGUUGGUGGCUACCACCGGCGAGGAGUGCCCUGCCAACCGCGAACUUGCUUCCAACGACAUUCCCCGUGGCUACACAAAGGGCUCCCUCUCGGCGUCAGGAGCCGUGGCGGCGUUCGUCACCGGAUGGGCGACUUGCGCAGCAGGCGGACUUCUGCCUGCACUGCAUCUUGUGGCCUUUUUUAUUUCUUCCUCGGCGCUCACACGAUACGGCGCAAAGCGCAAGGCCGUGCUCGAGGCAGAAUAUGCCACAUCGUCUUCAAGAUCGGCUGUUCAAGUUCUCGCAAACUCGCUCACUGCUUCUCUUGCUCUCAUCGCCGCUGCUCUGCUCGACAGACAUCAUCAUCUUGCUCUGCUCGCGUCCUUGGCACACUACGCCGCCUGCGCUGCAGAUACUUGGUCAUCGGAGCUGGGCAUCCUGGCUACCGCCCGUCCGCGGCUCAUCACCGCGCCGUGGCGGCUCGCUCCGCCCGGCACAAACGGAGGCGUGACGCUUGUUGGCACGGUCGCCGGGCUGGCUGGUGGCGCCUUUAUUGGCCUCGCCCACGCCCUCAUGCUCGCAUUGCUCGGCUCGGAGCCGCUCGGGACCGCUCUAACCACAUGGGUCUUGCUGGGAGCUGCUUCCGGCCUCCUCGGCACCACCAUCGACUCGCUUCUCGGUGCCACCCUACAGUACUCGGGCUGGGACCCGGAGCGCAAAGUUGUCAUCGAGUCGCCGUCCGCCGAGCUCGUACACAUCACCGGCGCCGAUAUACUCGACAACCACCAAGUCAAUUUUGCGGCCUCGUUCUUUACCGUUGCCAUUGUCGUCGGAUCCGCCUGGACGUUGGCCUAG
Messenger RNA from Thecamonas trahens ATCC 50062, 834 nucleotides. RefSeq names its product transmembrane protein 19. The transcript is spliced from 2 exons. Gene Ontology annotation, cellular component: membrane. The coding region runs from base 1 to 834 and encodes 277 amino acids. NCBI's taxonomy places the organism in Eukaryota, Apusomonadida, Apusomonadidae. The record is from RefSeq and is a predicted model, not a curated record.